UUGAAACGUUGCGACGAUGGGCUGCUUCUGGAAAAGUGGCAACGUUAAAACGCCUGGAGGAAAAUGACUUUAUUCAAUUACAGACAUACACAAAGCCUUUGGAAAUGACCGAAGGCUGCCAGAAUCUACGCAAAAGGCCAAGGUCUGUUAUGCAAGAGUCAGUUCAGAGCACCAGCAAGGACUCAAUUGGAAACGCAGGGGGUUUCUUACCCUUUUGGAACGAAUAUACUCUGGAGGAGUCGAAGAAGUGGUGGUUACCUGAAAAGACCGUUUGUGUCGCUUUGGAUCCGAACUUGUGGAAACUUGCGGAAGACUUACUUUCAAUCGUCACAGUGUUUGUGGCGCGACAUAAUGGAUUACGCUCUGCUGCCAAUCGCAAAAGAAGAAAAGAUACCACCCAAGCGAUUCAAAAGUUCCAAGAAGGAAGUAAUGAAACUUCCAGCAGGCAAGAAACACCUUAUGAUAUACGAGAUGAAGCAAUGAAUGAUUUACUUAAAGGAUAUGCGUCCAAUUUUGCUGCGAAUCGUAAAAACUUUAAAAUGAAGUUCCGUUCUAAAAAAGAUCCACAACAAUCAAUUGCAAUACUUUCUAAACAUUGGGGUAAAUCUCGUGGUGAAUUCUCAUUUCUUCAUAAAAUGAACUCAGCAGAAUCUCUUCCAAAGCAACUUGAAUAUGAUAGUCGCCUUGUUAUAAAUCGUCUUGGUGAAUUUUACCUUUGUAUACCUGAGCCACUUAAAAUACGGGCUGAAAACCAAGGUCCUUUAUUUUCAGAAAAUCAAGAAAAGGGAGGUUCGGGAGUCAUUGCUUUAGAUCCAGGUGUACGAACUUUUAUGACCGGUUAUGAUCCAAGUGGAAUGGCUAUUGAAUGGGGAAAAAACGAUAUUUGUCGGAUUUAUCGACUUUGUUAUAUAUAUGACAGACUUCAAAGUAAACGAGAUAUGAAUCAUGGAAAAAGGAACAAAUGUAAAC
Messenger RNA from Racocetra fulgida, 969 nucleotides. Lineage: Eukaryota; Fungi; Glomeromycota; Glomeromycetes; Diversisporales; Gigasporaceae. The record is from the annotation of a GenBank genome assembly.